AUGUCAACAGGGACAACGGGUCUACCUCCGAAAUUUCCCAGUUUCCCUGCCUCAGUCCCUGAAAUCUAUAGCUUCCUCACCCCCCGCCACCGCCCUGAAUCCCUGGAUUACCCCCGUCCCCGUUUCCCCGCCCCCGUUUGGGUUAAUUUUUUUUGGGCGAACGAAGGUAGUAAUCCGUCAAUAUUCUCGAUUAAACUGUUUUAUAAUGGAGUUUUUACAAAGUUUCCUGAAAGGAGAUACAUAAAGGGAAAAGAAAAGUAUGUUGAUUUAGUGGACAUUGCCGAGUUCUCUGUUCAUGAUAUUGACGAAAUGACAGACAUCCUUGGCUGCGUGGAGGAAGGUAAGUCGUUGUAUUAUCAUUUCAAAAGACCAUUAUCAGAUUUGUACACUGGUUUGUUUGCUUUGGCUUGUGAUAGUGAUAUUAACCACUUGAGGACAUAUGUGGAGAAACAUAACCUUAUUGAAGUUUAUACAGAGCAUGAAGUUGAUCACUGUGGAAAACCCCCAUAUGAGCCUCAAUUUGAAGCACAAGGUUUUGAUCAUGAUAUGUUAUGGAAGUGUACAACUGUGCAAGAUUUUCACCAUGCAAUGGAAAAGCUCAAUAAAUUGAAUAAUGAUUGUUAUGAAUGGGUUAAAUAUAUUCCACCUCAGCACUGGGCUAGGUCACACUUCACAGGGAGGGUAUAUUGUGAUGGUCUUCUAAAGAAUUUGUGUGAGUCUAUUAAUAGUCAACUUCAAAAAGAACGUGAACAACCAAUCAUCACUUGCCUAGAAUUCAUUAGAGAGUACCUAAUGGUAAGGAUAGUCCUAGUGCAAAAGACUGCUAGUGGAAGUGCAUGUAAUGGUGGACCAAGCAGGAAAGGGAAGGCAGAUGGUGCAGGGAAGAAAGCAAAUGGUGAUAGGAAGAAAGCAAAUGGUGCUAGGAAAGGAGGAAAUCAGAUGGUGAUAGGAAGAAAGAUAAUGGUGUUGGGAAAAAAGAAGUUGGUGCUGGAAAGAAAGGAAAGAAUGUUGUUUGAAGAAGUAUUUUCUAGUAUGUAUGUUGUUUAA
This is a messenger RNA of Lactuca saligna, 1047 nucleotides long. NCBI's taxonomy places the organism in Eukaryota, Viridiplantae, Streptophyta, Magnoliopsida, Asterales, Asteraceae. The record is from the annotation of a GenBank genome assembly.